UUCUCCUAAGGCCCGCCUCUCGGCUCAGCCUUCUCUGGGGACACGCCCCUUUUACGCUAAGCCCCGCUUUCCCGUACUCCGCUCCUUCCCUGUUGUGGCUGCAAGAGGCUGCGCCUGCGCACAGAAAGCUUGUCUGUUCCCUCCCGGCGUCCCUAGGUUGACAGCGUCCGUCCGGGUAAGGCAGCAGCGGGAGCCGGAGUUGAGGCGGUCGUUCCCGAGCGCUGCGGGCAGGGGAGACCCUCGUAAUCCCCGCGUUUCCCGGAGGCCAGCGUCCUUGGAGCUGAUUUUAGAUUGAGUCAAGUGGACAGUGAAAGUCAAGCAUCCAUCCUACCUGCUCUCAGCCAACUGUGCAGACUUGGACCGGUUAAAGCUGCGAGGAAAGAAUGGGGAGGAGCAUCUUACACUGGUGAUGCUGGGAGAGCCAUGAAGACCUUUCCCUACCCCCUCUUCCUCUAGGCUGGGCUUCCCAGGACACAGCUGUUCUCCAAAGGAGAAACCAGGAGGAGAAGGCAAGAAAUGACCGUGGAACUAAUGAAAGCCACGUUACAGGACUCAGUGACAUUCAAAGAUGUUGCGGUAGACUUCUCCCAGGAGGAAUGGGAGCAGCUGAAUCCUGCUCAGAGGAGUUUGUACAGGACUGUGGUGCUGGAGAACUACCAGAACUUGGUCUCAGUGGGAGCUUGCAUUUCCAAGCCACAUCUAAUCUCAUUACUGGAGCAUGGGAAGGAGCCUUGGGAGGUGAAGGGUGAGGUGACGAGAAGCACAUUACAAGAUGGAGAACCUAUACACAAGACACAAGAAUUAUCUCUGAAGCAAUUUGUGUUUGAUAAUAAGUCAGUGGAGAAAAUUACAAGUUUUGGUUAUGAGUGUCCCACUUCUGGAAAAAAGUGGGAAUGUAAAGACCUUUUUAAUAGACAAAUGACAAAUCAAGAAAUAUUAUUUAACAUGAAAGAAACAGUCACUCAUAAAGAAACUCACACUAAAGAAAUAGGCUACAAAUACUCCAAAUCUUCAAAAUCUGUCCAUCUGGACAAUGUAGAAGAGAAUAUUUAUAGUCACAAGUCAAAGAAGAAACCCUUCUCCAAAAAUCCCAAGGUACGAAAAUACAAGAAAAUCUGGGCAGGAAAGACCAUUUUUAAAUGUAAUGAAUGUGAGAAAACCUUUACUCAUAGCUCAUCUGUUACUGUUCAUCAAAGAAUUCAUACAGGUGAGAAGCCAUAUAAAUGCACAGUGUGUGGAAAAGCCUUCAAGCAGAGUCACCACCUUGCUCAGCAUCAUACAACACACACCCAUGAGAAACUCUUUGAGUGUAAAGAGUGUAAGAAAGCCUUCAGCCAGAAUUCAUACCUCAUUGUACAUCAAAGAAUUCAUACUGGAGAAAAGCCGUAUACAUGUAAGGACUGUGCAAAAUCCUUCAGGCAGCCUGCACACCUGGCUCAGCAUCAGAGGAUUCACACCGGGGAGAAACCCUACCAGUGUAAGGAGUGUGGGAAGGCCUUCAGGGAUAGCUCUACCUUUGCUCAGCAUCAGAGGUGUCACAACGACAAACGACCCUUUCAGUGUGCUGAGUGCGGUCAAGCCUUCAGGUAUAACAUGUCCCUCACUCGUCACUUCAGGCAUUAUCACACCGGAGAGAAGCCAUUUGACUGCACUGACUGUGGGAAAGUCUUCAGCGUUCACAUAGGACUUACUUUGCACAGGAGAAUUCACACUGGAGAGAAACCUUACAAAUGUCACGUGUGUGGCAAAGCGUUUCGCAGUGGGUCAUCCCUGACUGUACACCACAGAAUUCACACAGGGGAGAAGCCUUACAAAUGUGAUAUUUGUGGGAAAGCCUUCAGCCAUAGCAUGUCACUCACUGGCCAUCAAAGAGUACAUUCUGGAGAGAAACCUUAUAAGUGUAAGGAGUGUGGGAAAGCUUUUCGGCAGAGUAUACAUCUUCUUGCCACUCAUCAGAGAAUUCACACAGGGGAGAAGCCCUAUGAAUGUAAGGUUUGUAAUAAAGCGUUUACGCAGAAGGCUCACCUUGCACAGCACCAGAAAACUCAUACGGGGGAGAAGCCGUAUGAGUGCAAGGAAUGUGGCAAGGCCUUCAGCCAGACCACCCACCUCGUUCAGCAUCAGAGGGUUCACACUGGAGAGAAGCCCUACAAAUGUCUGGAGUGUGGGAAGGCCUUUGGGGAUAACUCAUCCUGUACUCAACAUCAGAGACUCCACACCGGCCAGAGGCCGUAUGAGUGUGUGGAAUGUGGGAAGGCCUUCAAGACCAAGUCGUCCCUCAUUUGCCAUCGUAGGUGUCACACUGGAGAGAAGCCUUACGAGUGCAGUGCGUGUGGCAAAGCCUUUAGCCACCGUCAGUCCCUUAGUGUGCAUCAGAGAAUUCAUUCUGGGAAGAAACCGUACGAGUGUAAGGAGUGUAGGAAAACCUUCAUCCAAAUUGGACAUCUCAACCAGCAUAAGAGAGUCCACACUGGAGAGAGAACGUAUAACUGCAAGAGGGGCAGGAAGGCCUUCAGGCAGACUGUGCACUUCGCUCACCAUCAGCGACUUCAUUCUGGGGAGGUGUCCACUCACUCUUUGCCUUCCGCAGCCAGUCCUGUGGACCUCUUCUCCAAAUUUGUGUGGAAUCCAUCCUCCCUUCCAUCAUCGUAAUCUCAAAACAUUGCUGUCUCCACUACACUACUUUAUCAGUUCACCUCUCUGUCCCUUGGUUCCCUUUGUCCCUUACAGGUUUGUUCUUCAUGUUUCAGUCGGGUUGGGUUAGUUUUGGAGUGUAAAUUAAUUAAUUUGCUCAUCGAGACUUGUAUUAAUGCCUAAGGUGUGCUUAGUUCAGUGCCUGAUCUGUGCCAAGUAUUCAGCAAACAAAACUUGGCUCUUUUAAAGGUUUAUUUUUGAAAAUGGUCGUUUUAUUGUAGUCAGCCCUGAUAAGAACGAUGCACUAGAAUGAGGCUAGGGGAAACCAGAUUUCAGAACACAAAGGCAGUCUCUGAGUUGUUGAUGAGGCUUGCUUCUUUCCCGUGACAACUUGGUGCUAAGCCAAGGGUAUGGUGGGCUCAUCUGUAAUCCUAGUGUUCAUGAAUUCAAGGCCAGCGGGGCAGCUUAGUGAGACCCUAUCUCUAAAUAAAAACAAAACAGUUGAUCCCACACUGCUGAAUUGUAUCAUGGCUUUGGAUUUGAACUACAUGAAUGUAAGUAUGGUAAUAGAACUUUCAGUGAGGUGACUCUCCUAUACACAUGGAUAGACAAUGUAAGUGUGUAGGACACCUGAAA
Messenger RNA from Peromyscus leucopus (white-footed mouse), 3270 nucleotides. RefSeq names its product zinc finger protein 471-like. The record is from RefSeq and is a predicted model, not a curated record. The coding region runs from base 517 to 2652 and encodes 711 amino acids. NCBI's taxonomy places the organism in Eukaryota, Metazoa, Chordata, Mammalia, Rodentia, Cricetidae. The transcript has 6 exons. Gene Ontology annotation, molecular function: DNA-binding transcription repressor activity, RNA polymerase II-specific. Gene Ontology annotation, biological process: negative regulation of transcription by RNA polymerase II.